Urocitellus parryii (Arctic ground squirrel) is the source of this 1428-nucleotide messenger RNA. The record is from RefSeq and is a predicted model, not a curated record. NCBI's taxonomy places the organism in Eukaryota, Metazoa, Chordata, Mammalia, Rodentia, Sciuridae.
AGGCGCGCGAAUCAUAAGUCUACGCAGGAGGUGGGUAGGUUCUCUCUUUUCGCUCUCAGACAUGGGCACACCACAGAAGGAUGUUAUCAUCAAGUCUGAUGCACCUGUCACCCUUUUACUGGAGAAACAUGCAGAUUAUAUUGCAUCCUAUGGCUCAAAGAAAGAUGACUAUGAAUACUGUAUGUCUGAGUACUUGAGAAUGAGUGGUAUCUACUGGGGUCUAACAGUAAUGGAUCUCAUGGGACAACUUGAUCGGAUGAAUAGAGAAGAGAUUCUGACGUUUAUUAAGUCAUGCCAACAUGAGUGUGGUGGAAUAAGUGCAAGCAUUGGACAUGAUCCUCAUCUUUUGUAUACUCUUAGUGCUGUCCAGAUUCUUACUCUUUAUGAUAGUAUUAAUGUUAUUGAUGUAAAUAAAGUUGUGGAAUAUGUUCAAAGUCUACAGAAAGAAGAUGGUUCUUUUGCUGGAGACAUUUGGGGAGAAAUUGAUACAAGAUUCUCCUUUUGUGCAGUGGCAACUUUGGCUCUGUUGGGGAAACUUGAUGCUAUUAAUGUUGAAAAGGCAAUCGAAUUUGUUUUAUCCUGUAUGAACUUUGAUGGUGGAUUUGGUUGUCGACCUGGUUCUGAAUCCCAUGCUGGACAGAUCUAUUGUUGCACAGGAUUUCUGGCUAUUACUAGUCAGUUGCAUCAAGUAAAUUCUGAUUUACUUGGUUGGUGGCUUUGUGAACGUCAGUUACCUUCAGGAGGACUCAAUGGAAGGCCGGAGAAGUUACCGGAUGUGUGCUAUUCAUGGUGGGUAUUGGCUUCCCUAAAGAUAAUUGGAAGGCUUCAUUGGAUUGACAGAGAGAAACUGCGAGCCUUCAUUUUGGCAUGUCAAGAUGAAGAAACUGGAGGGUUUGCAGAUAGACCAGGAGACAUGGUGGAUCCUUUUCAUACAUUAUUUGGCAUUGCUGGAUUGUCACUUUUGGGAGAAGAACAGAUUAAACCUGUUAGUCCUGUUUUUUGCAUGCCUGAAGAAGUGCUUCGAAGAGUCAAUGUUCAGCCUGAACUAGUGAGCUAGAUCACAUUGUUGAUGGAAAAGAUCUUCCUUGAGUAUUGCCAUCUCAACAUUUCUGGUUUUGAACCUAAAAAUUACUGCUAAUAUUUUGUAUAUUGUUAAAUUAAUUUUAAUAAAUUAUAUAAUUAUACAUAUUAUAAAAUAAAGGCUUGUAUUGCAUUUUCUUUUAGAUUCCUUUUUGAAAUGCUGUUAUGUUUUUUUGUGUAAAUGUAUCUGUUACUCUUAUCCCCAUAUCAGGAAACUUAAGAAUUUAAUUUUCCUUGAUUUUUUGAAUGUGCUCCUGUAUUCAAAAACCAUAGUUAAUGUUAAUUGGUUUGUGUCAACAGAAUGUUCACUGAUGUAAAUGGUAAACAUGAAUUAAAAGAUGCACAAAA